AUGAAACUUUUUUUUUUUUUUCUUUUGUCUUAUAGAGGGGAAUACCAAUUGGACAGUUUUUGUAAAGAGUUUAAUGAGAAGACGAAAGACAUCAUUGAAGGAGUCCCUUUGCGUGUAAAGGUUUUAGUUAAUCCUGAUAGAACAUACCAAAUGCAGAUUGGGUUGCCACCUACAUCUUACUUCCUCAAAGCUGCUGCUGGCAUUGAAAAAGGUGCUGCACAGACAGGUCAUGAAGUUGCAGGAAUGGUGACCUUGAAGCAGUUAUAUGAAAUAGCACUGGUGAAAUCUAAAGAUGAAUCGUUUGUUCUCCGGGAUGUACCAUUGGUGGAAGUGGUAAAGUGUCUCCAUGGCAGUGCCAAAUCACUGGGAAUCAAAGUUGUCAGGGAGUAA
Staurois parvus is the source of this 390-nucleotide messenger RNA. Lineage: Eukaryota; Metazoa; Chordata; Amphibia; Anura; Ranidae. The record is from the annotation of a GenBank genome assembly.